CCGCCACCGCCACCACCACCGCUGGCCGUGCGGGUUUUCUUUUCUUUUUGUCUUUUUUGACUCGUUGGAUCCGCCAUAUUGACGAGGCCGUGGGAGCUAGCCCGGGUCGCGGAAGCUAGCCUCCGCCGUUGCGGAGCCGCAACCCCUGUGUAGCCGGGCCCGUCCCGGGGGCCGCCGUUCCUCUCUGCCCCGGAGAACCAUUUCCUCCCCUUUGCCUGGCACCGGCUCCCCUCCUCCCGCCCCCCAGGGCCUCGCGGGAGCCGCCGGCCGCCGCGCCGCUCCCUUCACCGGGAGGCGGCUGCCUUGACCUCCCUCCCCGCCCCCCCCAACCCCGCUGCUUUUUUGGGGUUAGGUAACGGGGGGGAGUGUGCCGACGAGCCUCCGGCGAGUGAGCAGGCCCGGAGUGGGGGGCCCAGAGAGGCGGCGACUAGGGGAAGGUGAAACUGCCGCUGCAGGAGGAGGAGCAGGAGGAGGUGACGCAGGAGCAACGCACCGCCCGGAGCUGGAGUGAGCGCAGAAGAGCGCCCCAGCCCGAGGGGGAGAAGGGGGAAAAGAGGGCCGCCGCCGGCCGCGAGGGAGGAGGAGGCGGCCAGGGCCCGGAGCGGACCGCUUGUGCGGACGCCGAGCGCGCCCCGAGCCCCGGCGGCGCCCGCGGCCUCCGCCGAUUUGCCUUUUUUUUUUUCCUUUCAAUUUUUCGCGUGUCGUUCCUCCUCAGUCAGCCCUCGGCUGGGGAUGCUCCUAGGUUAGCAGCUUAGGCCUCUCAUUUCGGCUGGACCCCUCCUUUUUUUUUUUCCUUUUUUUCUUUCUCUUCGAAUCCCGCCCUCCUGCUUGCGUUGUCCCGCUUCUUGGAAGACACCCGGGGUUGUGUUCGGUUAUGCAAUGGUCUCUGCAAGAUGUUUUAUUCUUGAAUUGGAGCUUUUUAAGACUGACAAAUGCUGGUACUUCAUCUUCUAUAAGUGGACUAUAAUUUCUUUUCUUAAGACAACUACAUAAGCAGACAAAAUUGCAAAGAUCUGCCCUGUGUCGAGUAUGACAGCCACGACUCGUGGCUCUCCAGUUGGAGGGAAUGACAACCAGGGCCAAGCUCCUGAUGGACAGUCUCAGCCCCCCCUCCCACAGAAUCAGACUUCAUCACCUGAUUCUUCUAAUGAAAAUUCCCCUGCAACUCCUCCUGAUGAGCAAGGUCAAGGUGAUGCCCCUCCUCAGAUUGAAGAGGAGGAACCUGCGUUUCCACAUACUGACUUGGCAAAGCUAGAUGAUAUGAUCAACAGGCCUCGUUGGGUUGUUCCAGUUUUGCCGAAAGGGGAAUUAGAAGUGCUUUUAGAAGCUGCUAUUGAUCUUAGUAAGAAAGGCCUUGAUGUUAAAAGUGAAGCAUGUCAGCGAUUUUUCCGAGAUGGGCUAACAAUCUCAUUUACAAAAAUCCUUACAGAUGAAGCAGUUAGUGGCUGGAAGUUUGAAAUACAUAGAUGUAUUAUUAAUAAUACUCAUCGCCUGGUGGAGCUGUGUGUGUCUAAGUUAGCCCAAGACUGGUUUCCACUUCUAGAACUUCUUGCCAUGGCCUUAAAUCCUCAUUGCAAAUUCCAUAUCUACAAUGGUACACGUCCGUGUGAAUCAGUGUCCUCGAGUAUUCAGUUGCCUGAAGAUGAGCUCUUUGCACGUUCUCCAGACCCUCGAUCACCAAAAGGUUGGCUAGUAGAUCUCCUCAACAAAUUUGGCACUCUAAAUGGAUUCCAGAUACUGCAUGAUCGCUUUAUUAAUGGAUCAGCACUAAACGUUCAGAUAAUUGCAGCCCUUAUUAAACCAUUUGGACAGUGCUAUGAGUUUCUCACUCUUAACACAGUGAAAAAGUACUUUCUUCCAAUAAUAGAAAUGGUUCCACAGUUUUUAGAAAACUUAACUGAUGAAGAACUGAAAAAAGAAGCAAAGAAUGAAGCCAAAAACGAUGCUCUUUCAAUGAUUAUUAAAUCAUUGAAGAAUUUAGCUUCACGAGUUCCUGGACAAGAAGAAACUGUAAAGAACUUAGAAAUAUUUAGGUUAAAAAUGAUACUUAGAUUAUUGCAAAUUUCUUCUUUCAAUGGAAAAAUGAAUGCACUGAAUGAAGUUAAUAAGGUGAUAUCUAGUGUAUCAUACUAUACCCAUCGUCAUGGCAAUGCUGAGGAAGAAGAGUGGCUCACAGCAGAAAGGAUGGCUGAAUGGAUACAGCAGAACAACAUUUUAUCCAUAGUUUUACGAGAUAGUCUUCAUCAACCACAAUAUGUAGAGAAACUAGAAAAGAUACUUCGUUUUGUCAUAAAAGAAAAAGCUCUGACCUUGCAAGAUCUUGAUAAUAUCUGGGCAGCACAGGCGGGGAAACAUGAAGCCAUUGUAAAGAAUGUACAUGAUCUACUGGCCAAAUUGGCAUGGGAUUUUUCUCCUGAACAACUUGAUCAUCUUUUUGAUUGCUUUAAGGCCAGUUGGACAAAUGCAAGUAAAAAGCAACGUGAAAAGCUCCUUGAGCUGAUUCGUCGUCUUGCAGAAGAUGAUAAAGAUGGAGUGAUGGCACAUAAAGUGUUGAACCUGCUGUGGAAUCUGGCUCACAGUGAUGAUGUGCCUGUAGAUAUUAUGGACCUGGCUCUUAGUGCUCACAUCAAAAUACUAGAUUAUAGUUGCUCCCAGGACCGGGACACACAGAAGAUCCAAUGGAUAGAUCGCUUUAUAGAGGAACUUCGCACAAAUGACAAAUGGGUCAUUCCUGCACUGAAACAAAUAAGAGAAAUUUGUAGUUUGUUUGGUGAAGCACCUCAAAAUUUGAGUUCUUCUCGUUUCAGUCAAACUCAGCGAAGUCCCCAUGUAUUUUAUCGUCAUGACUUAAUCAAUCAACUUCAGCACAAUCAUGCCCUAGUUACUUUGGUAGCAGAAAACCUUGCAACUUACAUGGAGAGCAUGAGACUGUAUGCCAGAGAUCAUGAAGAUUAUGACCCACAAACUGUGAGAGUUGGAAGUAGAUAUAGUCAUGUUCAAGAAGUCCAAGAACGACUUAACUUUCUUAGAUUUUUAUUGAAGGAUGGCCAACUGUGGCUGUGUGCUCCUCAGGCAAAACAAAUAUGGAAGUGCUUAGCAGAGAAUGCAGUUUACCUUUGUGAUCGUGAAGCCUGUUUUAAGUGGUAUUCCAAAUUAAUGGGGGAUGAACCAGACUUAGAUCCUGAUAUCAAUAAGGAUUUCUUUGAAAGUAACGUGCUUCAGCUUGAUCCUUCCCUAUUAACUGAAAAUGGAAUGAAAUGUUUUGAAAGAUUUUUCAAAGCUGUGAAUUGUCGAGAAGGAAAACUAGUAGCAAAAAGAAGAGCCUAUAUGAUGGAUGAUUUGGAGUUGAUAGGAUUAGACUAUCUUUGGAGGGUUGUAAUUCAGAGUAAUGAUGACAUUGCCAGCCGAGCUAUAGAUCUCCUUAAAGAGAUAUACACAAACCUUGGUCCAAGGCUGCAGGUCAAUCAGGUGGUGAUUCAUGAAGACUUCAUUCAGUCAUGCUUUGAUCGUUUGAAAGCCUCUUAUGACACAUUGUGUGUUUUGGAUGGUGACAAAGACAGUAUUAAUUGUGCAAGACAGGAAGCUGUUCGAAUGGUCCGAGUAUUAACUGUUCUAAGAGAAUAUAUAAAUGAAUGUGACAGUGAUUAUCAUGAAGAAAGAACAAUUUUGCCUAUGUCGAGAGCUUUCCGUGGUAAACACCUCUCUUUUAUAGUUCGAUUUCCAAACCAGGGCAGACAAGUAGAUGACUUGGAGGUUUGGUCUCAUACAAAUGAUACAAUUGGUUCAGUUCGACGAUGUAUCCUCAAUCGCAUUAAAGCUAAUGUAGCUCAUACAAAAAUUGAACUCUUUGUGGGUGGUGAGCUUAUUGAUCCUGGAGAUGACAGGAAGUUGAUUGGACAACUAAACCUCAAAGAUAAAUCACUAAUUACAGCCAAACUUACACAAAUAAGCUCCAACAUGCCAUCAAGUCCUGAUAGCUCUUCUGAUUCUUCAACUGGAUCUCCUGGAAACCAUGGUAAUCAUUACAGUGACGGCCCCAAUCCUGAAGUGGAAAGCUGUUUGCCUGGAGUAAUAAUGUCACUUCAUCCCAGAUAUAUCUCUUUCCUUUGGCAAGUUGCAGACUUAGGGAGCAGCCUAAAUAUGCCACCUCUUAGAGAUGGAGCAAGGGUGCUUAUGAAACUUAUGCCUCCAGAUAGUACAACAAUAGAAAAAUUAAGAGCUAUUUGUUUGGACCAUGCUAAACUUGGAGAAAGCAGCCUUAGUCCGUCUCUUGACUCACUCUUCUUUGGUCCUUCAGCAUCACAAGUGCUGUACCUAACAGAGGUAGUCUAUGCCUUGUUAAUGCCUGCUGGUGCACCUUUGGCUGAUGAUUCCUCUGAUUUUCAGUUUCACUUCUUGAAAAGUGGUGGUCUGCCCCUUGUCCUGAGUAUGCUAACCAGAAAUAACUUCCUACCAAAUGCAGAUAUGGAAACUCGAAGGGGUGCCUACCUCAAUGCUCUUAAAAUAGCCAAACUGUUACUAACUGCCAUCGGCUAUGGCCAUGUUCGAGCUGUAGCAGAAGCUUGUCAGCCAAGUGUAGAAGGCGUGAAUUCCAUGACAUCGGUCAACCAAGUAACUCAUGAUCAAGCAGUGGUGCUACAGAGUGCCCUUCAGAGCAUUCCUAACCCAUCAUCUGAAUGCAUGCUUAGAAAUGUGUCUGUUCGUCUUGCUCAGCAAAUAUCUGAUGAGGCUUCAAGGUAUAUGCCUGACAUAUGUGUAAUUAGAGCUAUACAAAACAUUAUUUGGACAUCAGGAUGUGGGGCAUUACAACUGGUAUUCAGCCCAAAUGAAGUCACAAAAGUUUAUGAGAAGACCAAUGCAGGCAAUGAGCCAGAUCUUGAAGAUGAACAGGUUUGCUGUGAAGCAUUGGAAGUGAUGACAUUGUGUUUCGCCUUGAUCCCAACAGCCUUAGAUGCUCUAAGUAAAGAAAAAGCUUGGCAGACAUUUAUUAUUGACUUACUAUUGCACUGUCACAGCAAAAAUGUUCGCCAAGUGGCACAGGAACAAUUUUUCUUAAUGUGCACCAGAUGUUGCAUGGGACACAGGCCUCUACUUUUCUUCAUUACUCUGCUCUUUACUGUCUUGGGGAGCACAGCGAGAGAGAGGGCUAAACAUUCAGGCGACUACUUUACUCUUUUAAGGCACCUUCUUAACUAUGCUUACAACAGUAACAUUAAUGUUCCCAAUGCUGAAGUUCUUCUCAAUAAUGAAAUUGAUUGGCUUAAAAGAAUUAGGGAUGAUGUUAAAAGAACAGGUGAAACAGGUGUAGAAGAAACAAUCCUUGAAGGACACCUUGGGGUUACAAAAGAGUUACUGGCUUUUCAGACUCCUGAGAAAAAGUUUCAUAUUGGUUGUGAAAAGGGAGGUGCUAAUCUCAUUAAAGAAUUAAUCGAUGAUUUCAUCUUUCCUGCAUCUAAUGUUUACCUGCAAUAUAUGAGAAAUGGAGAACUCCCAGCUGAACAGGCCAUUCCUGUCUGUGGCUCACCAUCUACGAUUAAUGCUGGUUUUGAGUUACUAGUAGCAUUAGCUGUUGGCUGUGUGAGAAACCUCAAACAGAUAGUAGAUUCUUUGACUGAAAUGUAUUAUAUUGGUACAGCAAUAACUACUUGUGAAGCACUUACUGAGUGGGAAUACCUGCCACCUGUUGGACCCCGCCCACCGAAAGGAUUUGUAGGGCUGAAAAAUGCCGGUGCUACUUGUUACAUGAAUUCUGUGAUUCAGCAACUCUAUAUGAUUCCGUCUAUCAGGAACGGUAUUCUUGCAAUUGAAGGCACAGGUAGUGAUGUAGAUGAUGAUAUGUCUGGGGAUGAGAAGCAGGACAAUGAGUGCAGACUGACCUGGAACUUAUGGGCCUCCUCCUGCCAGCUGGAUAAUACUUCACUGGCUAGCAAUGUUGAUCCCAGGGAUGAUGUGUUUGGAUAUCCUCAACAAUUUGAAGACAAACCAGCACUGAGUAAAACAGAAGAUAGGAAAGAGUACAAUAUUGGUGUUCUAAGACACCUUCAGGUUAUCUUUGGGCAUUUAGCCGCUUCUCGACUACAGUACUAUGUACCCAGAGGAUUUUGGAAACAGUUCAGGCUUUGGGGUGAGCCUGUUAAUCUUCGUGAACAACAUGAUGCUUUAGAGUUCUUUAAUUCGUUGGUGGAUAGUUUAGAUGAAGCUUUAAAAGCCUUAGGGCAUCCAGCUAUGCUAAGUAAAGUCUUGGGAGGUUCCUUUGCUGAUCAGAAGAUUUGCCAAGGCUGCCCACAUAGGUAUGAAUGUGAAGAAUCUUUCACAACUCUGAAUGUAGACAUUAGAAACCACCAAAAUCUUCUUGAUUCUUUGGAACAGUAUGUCAAAGGAGAUUUACUAGAAGGGGCAAAUGCUUAUCAUUGUGAAAAAUGCAAUAAAAAGGUUGAUACUGUAAAGCGCUUACUGAUUAAGAAAUUACCUCCUGUUCUUGCUAUCCAACUAAAACGAUUCGAUUAUGACUGGGAAAGAGAAUGUGCAAUCAAGUUCAAUGAUUACUUUGAAUUUCCUCGAGAGUUAGACAUGGAACCUUACACAGUUGCGGGUGUUGCUAAACUGGAGGGAGAUAAUGUAAACCCAGAAAGUCAGCUGAUACAACAGAAUGAACAGUCUGAAAGCGAGAAAUCAGGAAGCACAAAAUACAGACUUGUAGGUGUGCUUGUGCACAGUGGUCAAGCAAGUGGGGGACAUUACUAUUCUUACAUCAUUCAGAGGAAUGGAGGGGAUGGUGAAAAAAAUCGCUGGUAUAAAUUUGAUGAUGGAGAUGUAACGGAGUGUAAAAUGGAUGAUGAUGAAGAAAUGAAAAACCAGUGUUUUGGUGGAGAGUACAUGGGAGAAGUGUUUGAUCACAUGAUGAAGCGCAUGUCGUACCGGCGCCAGAAAAGGUGGUGGAAUGCAUACAUACUUUUUUAUGAACGAAUGGACACAAUAGAUCAUGGUGAUGAGUUGGUAAGAUACAUAUCAGAACUUGCUAUCACCACAAGGCCCCAUCAGAUUGUUAUGCCAUCAGCCAUUGAGAGAAGUGUACGGAAGCAGAAUGUACAGUUCAUGCACAACCGAAUGCAGUACAGUUUGGAAUAUUUCCAGUUUAUGAAAAAACUACUUACGUGUAAUGGUGUUUACUUAAAUCCUCCUCCAGGACAAGAUCACCUGUCUCCUGAAGCAGAAGAAAUCACUAUGAUUAGUAUUCAACUUGCUGCUAGGUUUCUUUUUACUACAGGAUUUCACACAAAGAAAAUAGUCCGUGGCUCUGCCAGUGAUUGGUAUGAUGCACUGUGUAUUCUUCUUCGUCACAGCAAGAAUGUGCGUUUUUGGUUUGCUCACAAUGUCCUUUUUAAUGUUUCAAAUCGAUUCUCUGAGUACCUUUUGGAAUGCCCUAGUGCAGAAGUGAGAGGUGCAUUCGCAAAACUUAUAGUUUUCAUUGCACAUUUUUCCUUGCAAGAUGGACCAUGUCCUUCACCUUUUGCAUCUCCUGGACCUUCUAGUCAGGCUUAUGACAACUUAAGCUUGAGUGACCACUUACUAAGAGCAGUACUAAAUCUGUUGAGGAGGGAAGUUUCAGAGCAUGGACGUCAUUUGCAGCAGUAUUUCAACUUGUUUGUAAUGUAUGCCAAUUUAGGAGUUGCAGAGAAGACACAGCUGCUGAAACUGAGUGUACCUGCUACCUUUAUGCUUGUGUCCUUAGAUGAAGGUCCUGGUCCUCCAAUUAAAUACCAGUAUGCUGAAUUAGGCAAAUUAUACUCAGUAGUGUCACAGCUGAUCCGUUGUUGCAAUGUCUCCUCAAGAAUGCAGUCUUCAAUUAAUGGUAAUCCUUCUCUUCCAAAUCCUUUUGGCGAUCCAAAUUUAUCACAACCUAUAAUGCCAAUUCAGCAAAAUGUUGUAGACAUUUUAUUUGUGAGAACAAGUUAUGUGAAGAAAAUUAUUGAAGACUGCAGCAACUCUGACGAGACUGUCAAAUUGCUUCGCUUUUGCUGUUGGGAGAAUCCUCAGUUCUCAUCUACUGUCCUCAGUGAACUACUUUGGCAGGUUGCUUAUUCCUAUACUUAUGAACUCCGGCCCUAUUUGGAUCUGCUUUUACAAAUCUUACUGAUUGAAGACUCCUGGCAGACUCACAGAAUUCAUAAUGCCCUUAAAGGAAUUCCAGAUGACCGAGAUGGGCUGUUUGACACAAUCCAGCGUUCUAAGAAUCACUAUCAAAAAAGAGCAUACCAGUGUAUAAAAUGUAUGGUAGCUCUCUUUAGCAGUUGUCCUGUUGCCUACCAAAUCCUGCAGGGCAAUGGAGAUCUUAAAAGGAAAUGGACCUGGGCAGUGGAGUGGCUUGGAGAUGAACUCGAAAGAAGACCGUACACUGGCAAUCCUCAGUACACUUACAACAAUUGGUCUCCACCAGUGCAAAGCAAUGAAACAUCAAAUGGCUAUUUCUUGGAGAGAUCACAUAGCGCUAGGAUGACACUUGCAAAAGCUUGUGAACUCUGUCCUGAGGAGGAACCAGAUGACCAAGAUGCCCCAGAUGAGCAUGAGUCACCUCCACCGGAAGAUGCCCCAUUAUACCCCCAUUCCCCUGGAUCUCAAUAUCAGCAGAAUAACCAUGUGCAUGGACAGCCAUAUACAGGUCCAGCAGCACAUCACAUGAACAACCCUCAGAGAACUGGCCAGCGACCACAAGAAAAUUAUGAAGGCGGUGAAGAAGUGUCCCCACCUCAGACCAAGGAUCAGUGAAAUGCACACCUAACUGGUUCCAUCAAGACUGUGCACCCAGGCCUUACAGUCCAACUUUUUUCUGUGUCUGGCUAAUAAUUUAAAACUAGAAAACUAUUCCUAAUCAACAUGGAAUGGAGAGUUUGUUCACUGUCUUACCUGCAGAAAUUUGCUGUCAAUAUAUAACCCGCCUGCAGUGGAACGUGUAUAGUGUUUUGUAAUACAUGGCCUGAUGCUAAUGUGUAAAUGGCAAAGGUGUAUAUAGUAUAUUAAUGUUUGACUGUUAAUUCUUAAGCAAGAACCUUUUUUUUUCUUGAUGAGACUCACAGAUCUACAAAAACUACAUUAAUUUUCUUGUUAUACCCACUGCACUCUGCAGCCAGUGUUGCCUACCUUGUGGCAUUUGGAUCACCUCCUUUACAAAAACAAAAAGUAAACCAACAACAACAAAACAGCCCAUUCGUGUCACACCAAUAGUUUCGUGUUCAUUCUUUGCCACUGGAGUCAAUUUUACUAUGAGCAAUGUAAGGCUGGUUACCUUUUAAUUAUUUGGUUGAUGUGGAAAAUUGGUGAUGUAACAUGUUUCUAGAUCUUUUUCAUUGCCUUUUUAUUCUGAUGUUAGGUUAAUCACUUUGAAGCUAUAGAUAUGCUGUAACAUUUAGCAUGGCUUCACACAAGUUAGUGUAGCCAACGAGGAAAUAUUACCAUAAUGACUGCAGUUGUCCUGACAUGGCAGCUGCACUGCUCGGAGCUUUCCUUCUUAAACCCUAGACUAUAUAAAAUACAGACUGAGGGAGGACUGUGGGAAGCAGGCGGUUCUCAGUUGCACAUGUGUUAAUUCUUGUAUUUGACAGUGCAGAUCUCUGGGUGGAAUAAAGAAUACUUAAAUUUAUUGACUUAGUAAGGGGAAAUUUGAAAGGUUUUAAAACAAAUAUGCACAAAUUUGCUAUGCUAGUUUGCUGGCUGGAGCCUAGUAGAAGACUGUAUUUGGUGUGCUUGUUUUGUUCUUUGGUAGAGCUUACUAUAAGUGAUUCUUUUCAAACUGUCCUUCUGCUGGAUCCCAGUGAUAAAAGAAGUCCUCAGAAUCCCACAAUCUUUGGAGUACCUCUGCACUAAGAUCUCUGGCUGAUUCUCUGCUCAGUCAUAAUUUUACUUGAAAGCAAGAAUUGUCCUAGCUCCUUUUUCAUUAUUCCAACAGUUUUAACAUUAAACAGUUUUAACAUUCAAAGCAGGGUCUAAUUUUUAAAAAUACUGGUAGUUAAUAUAAUUGCGGUAUUUUAGAAUAAACAAUUUGGAUAAAGAUAAAGGAAUUCAUCAGUUAAUACUGUGUUUCAAAGAAAAUUGGUGACUUGAAUGUGUGUAAUUUUUAGAACCUGCCUAAAACCAAAUACCCCUGCACACAGAUACAACCCACCCUAUUUUAAAUAUUUUCCUGUUUUAUUUUAUAGAAAUUAUUUUGCUGAAUUCGCAAAUAGAAUUUGAUUUAAGAACUUUUUGUCCUGUGGUGUGUUUGGGGAUUUUUGGUACCUUUUUUUUUUUUUUUUUUUUUUUUCCGGUUUUGGUGUUUUGUGGGUUUUUUGAGAACUGCAUAUUUCUGGAAAGCGUAUUUCUGUGCAAAGCAUGUGUAGACAUGAUCUGCAGUGAGGAUUUUAGUCUCAUUGAGUUUUUGUGCACAGAAAGAUCCAACUCUCUGGCUUUUUACUAUAAAGACUUGGAGAACAGGAUGUUGAUGCUGUAAAAGUUCCCUAACAAUUAAUCUUGUACUUUUUGUAUGUUUUUAUAUACAUGUGUAUUUAAUGAGCACAAGCUUGGUUGUAUUUUUUAUGAUUCAGUUGCUAGGAAAAUGUUGAAAGGCUAUAGUUGGCACUGAUCAAAGCAGAAGCAAAAUGAGCAUUAUGUUGUGAUUUAAAAGGGGCAGUAUUUAAGAUAAAGCUUUGGGUAUCUUAUUUGCAGUAUUCCACAGUUCUGAUUCUAGGCUUCCUGUAAUUUUAGCAACUUUUGACACCAGAUAGAUUCUAUUUACAUCAGAAUUGGCUUUUGUUUUGGAUUUUGUGGAGGUGGGGAUCCAGGGCCUCAAGAAUUCCAGGCAAAUGCUCUACCAAUUGAGCUGCAUCUCCAGCCGGAAUUGAAGCUUGAGCAGAGGUUUACGGUGUUUGCAGUUCCAACUGGAAGUUUUAAAGUUCAAGUAGUGAAGUAGAAUGGCUGUUUUUGGACAAGUAACUGGUACUAGUUACAUUAGCUUACCACCUGACAGACGUCUUGGAUCCUUCUGCUCCUUAACAAAAUUUGAAAUAGGUAAAACUUAGCGACUUCCUAGAUAAGAGAAAACUUGACCUUUUCAAAGGCUGUGAAUUUUUCUUCUUGGAGGGAUUUCCCCCUCCCCGCUAGUUGCUUUGAGUGUCUAAGCCCACCAGUUCCAGAUCAGAUUUCAUGAGUCUUGUUUCUCUCCAUUUGAAGGAAGAGCAGGUCUGUAUGGUGACCAGGAGUGAGGGAAAGUGAACAGCGUUUUCAUUUGUGCAAAUUAUUUUCUAUAUUCAACUCAAAGCAUUAAUGUAUAACCGGAAAUUUUAAGGUACAUGUUAAUGUAAGCAACAUGGUGGUGAUUUUGAGGUCUUUCUCUAAACACAAAUGGCACGUUUUAAAUUUCAAGUCUUGAAGUGCCUAAAAAUGAUUUGAUUCUCUUAACAUUAUUUUGAGCCAUAUGUUUUCUCCUUUAAAUGUUUGUUGCAGAAUCACUAGUCUUCCUUUGAACUCCCACAUUUCUAAAUGGCAUGAGUACUAUUGAAGACAGUAGAACCUGUUAACGUAAAUACUUAAGAGAUUUUAGUUGUGAAACUGUAACCUGGGGCUUUGCCCAGUCAGAUCUAAGUAUUUUCAUUGUAUGACUUGGUAAACACCAUAAUGCUGCUGUCUGUAAGUUCUUCACCAGUUGAAUUCCCAUGUUCAUCAUCACAGAGGCAGAAAUACAAAACCAUAUUUGGGCUUUGUUUCUUUUCCCAAAUAUGGUUUUGUAUUGUUUCUUUUCAUUGAUUUUUCUCUAAUGAUUUCCCAGCUUUUUUUUUGUCUCCUAGCUCUAAUUAUACAGACCCAGAAUUAUUCAAAUGUUUUCUGUUUUCAUGAUUAAGUUUUAUUAGUAAAAAAUAACAACUUAAGUCUUUAAUCCUUAUUGGGUAAAAGGAUGAGAACCAUUUUUUUAUUUGAAUUACUUUUGUAAAGGAAAGCAACAGUCUGAAUAUUCAGGUGACUACUUUGGAAUAGUUCUUCGGGUUUUAGUAUUUUACCAGGUUAUGUUUUCCCGUGAACCAUGUUACUUUAAGUUUUGUGGUUAAUUUGGUGGCUAUAUCCUGCCUUAUUUAGAAUUUUAGAAAAUUGCCUUUUUGUGAUAAGUGCCCAGUUUUUAUUUCUAGUUUGAAGGUACGAGGACAUACAGACUGCUGAUAAGGAAAACAGCACCCCUUUGCCCCAGGUUUUGUGUUACCAACAAAACCAUUCUCAGUACUGGUUUCAUUGUAGGGCCCAACCAGAAUUGGUCCUGCACCUACAUGAGAGUUGCAUAUUUGAAAAUAAGGUUUUGGGUGUGAGAAAUUAACCACAGAAAUGCUGAAUGUAUUAAGAACACUCUGCAGAUUGUAUUUCUAAUGAUUUUGUGUUUGCAAAAGUGUGUAGCACUUGUUCUCUAAACUUACAGGUGUAAGGGGGAAGGGUGAACCACAUUUUAAAGUCACUAAUGAGUGCAAUUUUUUUUAAAUUUUGGAAUUGGGGUUCCCAGAAGGAAAUUUCACCGCCCAAAUCUCACAUACUUCUUAGCCUUUUACAAGCCAACAGACUGACAUAAAGAUUGUCCGCAGUUCGUAAGAUCUAGCACAUAUACAAAAAUAAAACUUUAUAAAUUAA
This is a messenger RNA of Psammomys obesus (fat sand rat), 12639 nucleotides long. RefSeq names its product ubiquitin specific peptidase 9 X-linked (gene Usp9x). Gene Ontology annotation, molecular function: cysteine-type endopeptidase activity; cysteine-type deubiquitinase activity. The record is from RefSeq and is a predicted model, not a curated record. Gene Ontology annotation, cellular component: nucleus; cytosol. Bases 1030 to 8766 code for a protein of 2578 amino acids. Lineage: Eukaryota; Metazoa; Chordata; Mammalia; Rodentia; Muridae. The transcript has 46 exons. Gene Ontology annotation, biological process: protein deubiquitination; cell migration.